UAUAGUUAAAAAUAGCCAGGUUUAUCUGAAUACCUUUUUUUUCCCUAGGUCACCUGUUGAGAAGGUGCAAAUUGCAUAAAUGAUUUCAAGCUGAGUUCGUAACGCACACGCGCGCACGCUCAACGUGGGUCUUUAGUGUGGAGUGUCUCCAUCUGUGUGUGCACUCUGGUGAUGCGCGCGCGCGCGUGUUUUUUAUUUUUUAUUUUUUCUCAGGCUGGCAUACUCCGAAGUCUGCCAGCGGACGCUUGCAGUGGCAUACCGUGACAGUGCAGCUUUACCGGAGUGGAGUCGAUUGAAAGUCGAGCCCAUCCAUCCGUCCAUCCACGCGUUGCCGGGGAAACAGAUGGGCACGUUCCCGCUCGGACCUGUUGUUCAUAGGAUCAUCAACCUCAGCGUUUCGGCAAAGCCACGGGAAUAAGUGAGUUUCUCCUGGAUUGGAUCACGUUUGGAGCAUCAAUCGUGCGCUGCGCGUCUCCGUCGCUCAUCAGAUGAUGCUGCUGCGUGUUCACGGGUCCUCCUCCGGUACCACCGGCAUUACUCACGCACCGGCGGAGUGAGAACAGCUGAAGAUGAUCCUCAGAUGAACAGGUCGGGGAAACUUUUUCUGGAAGAUGUUCGGGGCAGUUUGGAUAUCUGAUGGCCACAACGAUGAGUUUGUUUAACCGCAGCGAAAAGGAAAUUUAACAGGUGCGUAAUUGAAACUCGAGCAUGAAUCCCAGUAGCUUCUGGCGCCUUCUCCAGUUCGGAAGCUCUUUGGAGAUCACGCGGGGAGCGCGCUAGUUGAUGGCACUGCGCGCCGGGAGGACUUUGCUGUGGUUCGGGCGGGUUUUGCGCAGAGUUUCGCGGCUGCAGGGCUUGUGGUCCCGGCGCUCCAGCAGUCUGCUGUGUCUCUCCACCAGCCAGGACCACGAUCAAGGGACCUGUUACAACCGCAACCGGUGUCCGAAGACGCAGCAGCAGCAACAGCAGCACUGCCUAUAUCCGCCCUUUCCAGACUGCUGCUGCGCCUUCCCGGGGGAUAAGAGGGGACAUGAACCCCUCAGCCGCCGGUUCCUGGUGGCCAUGAAGAGGCAGAACGUGCGGACGCUGUCCCUGAUCGUCUGCACGUUCACCUACCUGCUGGUCGGGGCCGCGGUGUUUGACGCGCUCGAGUCGGACUACGAGAUGCGGGAGAAGGAGCAGCUGGAGGCUGAGGAGAAGCGCCUCCAGGGCAAGUACAACAUCAGUGAGGAUGACUAUAAAAAACUGGAGACCAUCAUCAUGGAGGCCGAGCCGCACAGAGCAGGGGUCCAGUGGAAAUUUGCAGGGUCCUUUUACUUUGCCAUCACUGUCAUAACCACUAUUGGUUAUGGCCACGCGGCUCCAGGCACAGAUGCUGGAAAGGCGUUCUGCAUGUUUUACGCAGUGCUUGGGAUCCCUCUGACGCUGGUGAUGUUCCAAAGCCUUGGCGAGAGGAUGAACACCUUUGUGAAGUACAUGCUGAAGCGCAUCAAAAAGUGCUGCGGGAUGCGCAUCACGGAAGUCUCCAUGGAGAACAUGGUGACUGUGGGCUUCUUCUCCUGCAUGGGAACGCUCUGCAUUGGCGCAGCAGCUUUUUCCCACUACGAGGACUGGAGUUUCUUUCAGUCCUAUUACUAUUGUUUCAUAACGCUCACCACCAUCGGGUUCGGGGACUUUGUGGCCCUGCAGAAGAACAAAGCUUUGCAGAGAAAGCCCCUCUAUGUGGCGUUCAGCUUCAUGUACAUCCUAGUGGGGCUGACGGUCAUCGGGGCCUUUCUCAACCUGGUGGUCCUUCGCUUCCUGACCAUGAACAGCGAGGAUGAGCGGCGGGAUGCCGAGGAGAGGGCUUCCUUGGCGGGGAACCGCAGUAGCAUGAUCAUACACAUCCAGGAGGACACACUGCAGAGGAGUCGACGGAGACGAGAACAGCAGCAGCAGCGCUACAGAUCCGAGGUCACCGAUCUCCAGUCCGUCUGCUCCUGCAUGCACUACCAUUCGCACGAGUUCGGGAGCUCGGUCGGCCUCGGGUUGGGAAUUGGAGGAGGAAGCAGUGGCGGCGCAUUUCCACACCAGAACUCAUUCGGCUCCCAGUUGAGCCCACAUCAGUACCAUCACUACCACUCGACGGUGUCCUACCGCAUAGAGGAGAUCUCGCCAAGCACGCUGAAAAACAGCAUCCUUCCCUCCCCCAUCAGCUCCGUCUCGCCCGGGCUUCACAGCUUCACGGAAAACCUCCGGCUGAUGAGACGACGCAAGUCCAUCUGAGAACCGACAGCAACCGCUGAACACACAUAUCCAAUGCUGCUGCUCUACCAAACCUCAUUACGCCACUUUUCUCGUCAUUUUCUGGCUGAUUUCGGACCAGCAGGACAUUUGAUCGCUCGGUGGAUAUAUUGGAACUUUGUUUAAAAGCAUGAAGCAUGGAUAUCUAUUUUUGCAGGAAACGCCUGGGCCUUCUUCGUCCUUUUGAGCAGCACCCAAGUGGAUUUGGAUAUAAUACUACCAUCCUGAUAUCUUGUCAGAUGAUGCACACUUGCAUUUUGAAUAAUACAGAAGGAAAUAGAUAUAUAUAAUUUUUUAAGGGACAUAUGAUAAUGUGUGUUUUAUCAAACAGUGAGCAACCUCUGGUUCUUUCUUGAGAUUCAAGUGCCACACCACCGAAGGAGAAAAUAACGAUAAAACUGAUUUGAAAAGGACUACGCAGUAUCAGGUAUUGUUUUCUAUAAGCAAUUCUAUUUAAGAAAAAUUGACAUUGAUACACAUCAUGCCAAAAUAUUGUUGCCAACCAUAGCAUGUGCAUUAGUUGCCGUUUGAUGUGCGUCAUUGUUUCCGUUAGCCUUUUUGUUUUUCGUUUCUGUUCGUUUCAAUUCGAUCGAAGGUUUUCUGUAAAUUAUACAUGUAUGUAGAGACUUUCCAAGUGUGUUAUAUUUUGAGGUGACAGAUGAGUGACAGCAAAAGUCGGUUGUGAGAGGAAAAUAAUUGCAUGUGCUUUGUUUAAACUGGUAUGCGUUUACUGUAAUGAGGCAAAGCGAUAGCACUGGAUCCAAUAUUAAAAGCAAAUAAUCCUUUAAAAAGUGUUUUUUUUUUUAGUUAUUUUUUUUAUGAAAGUCGAACUACAUAUCCACUAAAACAGGGCCUCACAAAUGGGAACGUAAAGGCAAUGCGGAUGAUUGUUAUUCAUUGUUAUUUUAUAUAAACAACAGCACGACUAUUAUUCCAUUGUGAACAAUCAGUGUAUAAUGUAUGCUAACCCUAGCAAUGAUUGCUUUAUUCUCGCCAAUAACCAUGGCAUUUAUUUGAAUGAGACUUAUUUAAAUGCAUCAAUAAAGACAGUUAUUUAUGUAUUUUACAUUUUAAUGAUGUCUUCAGAGAAUGCCCUGCAAAUGAGAUGGUACAUCAUAGGCAUAAAAAUUGCUCUGAUGUUGAUUGAAAAACAUAGUGCACCUCUAUUAGGAACAGUCUGGAUGUACUCAACAGUUCUCAUUCUCUGCUUGCGGUAGGGUGUUUUUUUUUUUUUUUUUUUACUAACCAAAUUGCAUCUCUGAUAUAACCGCAAUCAUGUCACUUUUUGGUUUCAAACUAAACCUUUUCAACUCUUUUACUAGGUCUUACUGUAUCCUGGAUGUGAUAUCUGAGUAUCUGUGUUACAGUUAGGAUCAUCCAAUAAACCAGAGUUGGAGUCAAGAACAGACUCUACAAGGUAUAGACCAAGACUUGACGCUCUGAGGCCCAGAACCACACUAAUACCUGUCCAAGUAAACAUCCAACUAAAAUAGAAAAAAAGCUGAAUUUAUUGCAGCGUACACAUUGUGCAGUGGCUAAAUAGCCAUUCAAAGCUAUAGAAGUGUUAAUGUUCUGUUAUCAAUAAGGCACCUUGUUGAAAGUGGCUAUAGUCUUUGGUAUGUACAUGUAAGUUGACUCAUUAGUCUCUAAACACAGAUGAAAUCUGGAUCUAGAUGGAGCAAUGCAACAUUUAUGUGGUCUGGAGUGGUCUUCAAGACUCCAACUCUGAUAAUAACGAACCAAUAAAAUAACAUUGCAAAUAACAGU
Messenger RNA from Carassius auratus (goldfish), 4050 nucleotides. Its product is annotated as potassium channel subfamily K member 9-like. Gene Ontology annotation, molecular function: outward rectifier potassium channel activity; potassium ion leak channel activity. The transcript has 2 exons. The record is from RefSeq and is a predicted model, not a curated record. Gene Ontology annotation, cellular component: plasma membrane. Lineage: Eukaryota; Metazoa; Chordata; Actinopteri; Cypriniformes; Cyprinidae. Bases 784 to 2265 code for a protein of 493 amino acids. Gene Ontology annotation, biological process: potassium ion transmembrane transport; stabilization of membrane potential.